Messenger RNA from Paralichthys olivaceus (Japanese flounder), 6527 nucleotides. RefSeq names its product ephrin-A5b. Gene Ontology annotation, cellular component: external side of plasma membrane; plasma membrane. The record is from RefSeq and is a predicted model, not a curated record. Gene Ontology annotation, molecular function: ephrin receptor binding. Lineage: Eukaryota; Metazoa; Chordata; Actinopteri; Pleuronectiformes; Paralichthyidae. Gene Ontology annotation, biological process: regulation of cell-cell adhesion; axon guidance; regulation of actin cytoskeleton organization.
CCCCCCCUAAAAAGACGCAAGAGAAGAAGAAGAUCGCACGGUGCACACGCACAUGGAAGAGCGCGAGGUUUUUUUCAUUCCUGCGCGUCGCACGAUGGGUCAUAUAUGAGGAGGACACUUCGGGAUGUGGACAUACACAAGUGUCUCCGCGGAGAGAAGCGCAUGAGAGAAACGCAACGCCGUGUCCAGUCUCCUCCGACUCCGAGAAAGGACUCCUCCCCACCUCGGCCGUGACACCUCCGGUAAACCGCCGUGAAAAGGAUAAGUCUGUUUUUCUGCUCUCACGCUGGAGACCGAGUCUUACGCCGCCAUUCACACGCCAGUGACUGAUUGUACGGCUUUAAAAAGUUGCCUGGAGAACAUGGACAUCUGACGUGCGCCACACGGCGUCAUCGGACACAUAGGGCCCCUCUCUCUCUCUCUUGUCUCCAUCACUGGCUCAUCCCCUGCGCUUUGGCUUUGGAGUAAGAAGAAGUGUUGAGCAGUUGUCAUUUGCCCUGACACGGGCUGCAUCCAGGAGCUUUACCUGCAGAAACACUGGGGACGUUUUCACACCACAAGAGACGCUGCCUGUUGUGCCGAUGCGCAUUUGCUGAACUCUGUGUUUGUGCACAUUCUGUCAGCCCACCACGGAUUUGUCAGAGCUGACAUCCCCGCAUGAAAUAAAGCCAAUGAAUCAUCUGGACCCUCGCCCUGCAUCAGAGUGAACAAACGCAGUGACGCGUUGGUUUUUUUUUUGUAGCGUUUCCCUCCUCAACCCGAACAAGUGUCAUAUCCAGUCAGCCCAGUGAAUGGUCACAAUUUUUCCUUUUUCCUUUUUGCGUUUUCCCUGAGCCGUGCGCUGUUUUUAUCUGUGCGCGCACUCAACCCAAACUGCGCCAGAAAACAACACACGGCCACAUGUGAACGAGACCCGUCACCUGUCCCGGCUGAAGCGCUCGACACAAGUCGACUGACUGACCGACCCAACACUGAAGAGGAAUACGUGUCGAAGUUUCGCUGUAGUGAUGCUGCAAGUGGAAAUGGUCCUCUUUGUCUGCCUGGUGCUGUUGAUGUGUGUUUUCAGCCAGGAGCCCAGCUCCAAAGUGGUGGCAGACCGCUACGCCGUCUUCUGGAACCGGACCAACACCAAGUUCCAUCGUGGGGACUACCACAUUGACGUAUGCAUAAAUGACUACCUGGACGUCUACUGUCCUCACUACGAAGACACGGUGCCAGAGGAGCGGACAGAGCGCUACGUCCUCUACAUGGUCAACUAUGACGGCUACAGCACAUGUGAUCACACCGCCAAGGGCUUUAAGCGCUGGGAGUGCAACAGGCCGCACUCCCCGAACGGGCCGCUCAAGUUCUCGGAGAAGUUCCAGCUCUUCACUCCCUUCUCCUUGGGCUUCGAGUUCAGACCCGGCAGAGAAUACUACUACAUCUCCUCCACCAUCGCUGAGAACGGGAGGAAAACAUGCCUGAAGCUGAAAGUUUUCGUCCGACCAUCAAACAGCUGUGUGAAAACUAUAGGCGUACAUGACCGUGUAUUUGAUGUAAACGACAAAGUAGACAAUACAUUAGAACCACGAGACGAUACCAGUCACGAACCAGCCGAGCCUUCCCGAAGUGAAACAAAUGCCGCGCCGCACCUGCAGAACACAAGUCCACUCCUGGCUUUGUUGCUGGUCUGCCUAGCAGCGCUCUUCACUUUAUAGCGCCUCCCUCUGUCCAGGAGGGCAUUUAACACCUAGCGUGGCCUGAAUCUGCCCGAGGCUGCAGGGAAGGGGCGGGCUUUGGGUGCAGCGUGUUCUCUUGAUUGGGCGUCAGAGUAGGCUUCUCAAGGAACCCUCUAUUUUUUUCAGAAAAAAAAAAAAAAUAUUUAAGUGGUCUUUCUCCGUCUGUGAGUGAAAAAAGUUGAUGUUGGAAGGGGGGAGACAGUUCCCCCUCUUAAACCUUCAACUAAGAUGCCAAAUCUCGUUUUUUGACACUUAGUGAUUCUUAUUUUCCCGUGACUUGACAUCCCUUUACAUCAUGUUUAUCUCAUUGCAGCACUGAUGUUUACCCACACAUACACACAAACACACACACACACACACUGCUUACAAAGUCACAUACAAGAAUGCCUCUAACAGUCAAUAGCAGUAGGGUUUUACACAGUUGUAUACAGUAGCAGCCUUACACAGUAGGAAAGUGAAGAAUCUAGGUCUUAGAAAUGAUUGUACAUACACAAAAUAAAUAGCUAAAUCCCGAGACCUCUCAUGAAGCCUUUCAGAAUAGAUCUUGAUAGAGCUCUGAUGCGUCAUAAGAAGCAGAUUUCUUGCAACACCACUGAACUGGGAUGUGCGAUUAAAAGUGAAAUGAUGAAGGAAAUUAGGAGUAAUGGUUUUAAGCAAAGGUCAGACUGGAAACCACAGCACUGAGAAAUUAAGUAAAUGGCAUGCACAUUAGUCUAUUGAUCAUCAGACUGUCCUGAGUCAGAGAUGGUGCUCGGUUUUCUCUUGAAUAUAAAUUGCAUGUGUUUGUGAAUAAGCUACUUAUAGAUGGAGCUAGUCAGUGUAAAAACUAUAGAACCAUUGGGCAACUUGUCCCUCUUUGUGCAGUACACGCUCAAACACCUCUCAAAGCACUUGGUUAAAUCCGACUCACUAAACAACCAAACUGAAACUUUCUCACCAGAUACUUUGUGGGACUGUUAUUAAGAUCAAGGAUCAAUAUCUUUUGAAAGCUGAUCAAACAAUUUCCCGGCAACAGUCAUAAUCAUUUUAUGCUGCAUUUACUCAGCUGGGCAACAAUUGUUGCCUUUUUCCUUUGAGUUGUAGUCAAUAUUAACUCUCCCAUGAAAAUUUGCAUCCAAGGCUUUUUUUUUUUCCUUCACUAUUGAUUGAUAAAGUGAUUGUUUGCAAAUUAUUCACACAGCUAAAUUGAACACUAAAUUAUUAUUUUACUAUUACUACUAUUACUUGUCUCCACAAAAUUAGUAUUUUUGUGCCGUCUGAGAUCCUCUUUGGUAAAUACACAAUCACACAUACGCAAAUGUAGGUGAUUGAUAAACACCUGCUGAGGCAAAUUACACAUCAUCGCUGGCUGAAUGUGUGCAGUGCAGGAUGUGACGCAAAUCAGUUGUAGCCACAUAUAGCCUGUUUGAGGUUGUGGCUGUGGUAAUUUUCCUGACAUCAAAGAAGCAGUGGGUUCAACACAGCUAAAAUCAGAGUCUCCAUCUAUAUUCUGUCUGGGCUCACGAUGACAACUACAGCCAAUGACGGCCAAAAGCCAACCACAUAACCGUUGUUGCUAUUGGUCGAGGCUGUGGUGUUGCUGGUUAAAAUUCACCGAAGUUGAACUCCACGCCACUCGUCACACAAAGCAAGUGUGUUGUUUGCUCCCUCAUUCGCACGGAAUAGAAACAUUUUUGUAUGUGUGACCGUGACCUAAUGGGGAGGUGAUUCAAUAGAAACCACAAUUUACAGCAGUAUACUUUUUCCUCACAUCUUUGUCCUUUACAGCUUUUAAUCAUGCUCAAAUAAUAGUUAGUUGGUUCUCAGAUUCAGAUUAUUCCGUUUUAGCUCCAAUUAGUUUUAACCACAUUGCUUGAAAGGAGAAAGUUUAAUUAAAGGCAAUGCACAGCUCUAGUCGUAGCCAGGUUUAUGUUAGCACUUAUAUUCAAAGCAAUUCACUGUGUUUUAAUGAUGUUCAGAUUUCAUCAUCUCCCACAGAUGCACAUGGUGAGUCUCUUUUUUCAUCGAAGGGGCAUGUUUCUUAGCUUUCAAAGAGAAGUAUGGACAGAAAGAGAAAUAAACUCUGCUUCACUUUCUCAGAGUCUGGCUUUGUAUGACAAAUAAGGCACCAGUUGGUUUGAGGUAGAAAGAGAGAAGUGGAGCAAGAGAAGCGGCGCAUGUCACAUUUCGCAUGUCCACCUUCAGCUCCUAGUGUUACUGGUUUAAGUAACUCUUUAAUGAGGUUCAAAAUGACAGGCAUGUGGACCCCAUGUUGUGGCAAGGGGAGUUAUUUCUGGUAUUAAAAAUAGAUGGUGGAAGGCUUGGGGGGUCUCGGGAGGAGGAGGAGCAGUGUGGGGUGUAGAUUUCCACUGUGUGGGGGGGGGGUUUAAAGCACCAAUGACCUUGCAGUUUGAAAGAAUCGGUGAGUGAAGAAGACAGAAAGAAUAAAACAGAGGGACACACACACAGAGAAGAGUCAUGGGAGGUAUAGCAGAAGGUAGUGUGACUAGAGUGCCUAACCAAACAGCUAAAAAUCCAUGCAACACGACUGCAAACACAAAAACCCACAAGAUUCAAUGACAAACAUACUGUUCAGUACCAUUCAGUCUUAAAAGGCACGCACUGUUUUGUUUUUGUGUUGAUUUCAUUUUUGUGGCUGCCUUUAAUCUGUUUUUCAGUUUUAUUUUUUUUCUCCCACAAAAGACUGCCUUUGCCUUUUGCCAUUUGUUUUUUGUGCUACGGUAACAAUGCUAUUACAGUGGAAAUAGCAGCUCAGCUAUGGGGGGGGGGGGGGGUAAUAGGAGACCAGGCCAUUUAAUGAGGUACUAAUUUUCAGGAUAACACCAUAGGGAAAUGAGGACCGCAUACAAUCCAAAAUGGACGCUUGUCAGCAGAUAAACACUAGUCUUUUUAUCAGAAACCAGCUUCGACUGUACUCUCUUAUAGUUACCAAUACUACUCUUUGUCAUUAUUGCUAUUAUUACCAUGGUUUAUUCUGUACACACCUUAACUUGGGAAAUGAGGAUCAACUUAUAAACUGGAUACUGUGUAUCCUGAGGUAGUCAACCAUAAAACAUGUAGUGUUAGGUUAGUAUCCAUUUUGUACCUUUCUUGAGGACAAAAGAAAAAAGUGAGAUACAUCAUUGUUAAAACUGUAUAAUUAUUAUUAUUGUUAUGAUGAUGAUGAUUACGACUAUUAUUAUUAUUAUUAGGACAACUUCUUGAUGUAAAUAGUGUUUGAUAUUAAAGUAUUAAUUUGGUUCUUAUGUCUUUUCUAAAAAACGAACGCGGUAUUAUCUCUGGGUUUUGCGGAGUGUGUACUGUCCUCAAACAAAUGCAUUGUGUGCUUCAAUCCUCAAUGCCUAAUGAAACUUUGAGCUAAUACGAAGGGGAAACCUGUGGGAACUGUGCACGCACCAGUGUGCAGAAGGCUGGACAUUGGCCAACAAGUGGCUCACCUGUUACAUGUUUCAAACCAGUCACCGACCCUCAACCAUCUCUUCACAUAAGGAUCCUGCCUCGGAGAGAAACACUUUGGGACAUAAUGGACGGCCUAUUUGUACGCUUUUUUUUUCUUUUCUUUUUUUUUUUUUAGCCUUCAGCUUUUGAAAGCAUGUUGUUCAGCUCAAAGAUCUGCCCUGAGGGGACCGUCAGCUUUUCAACUGCAGGAACUCGCCGGUUUCAUUAUGUGGCAUGCGCAUGGACUUUGAUGACAUGUAAAAAAAGAAAAAGAGAAAAAAAAGAUCAAAAAAGUUUUAAAAAGAAUGUUUUCUUUCCUUUGCUCUUAUUUUCCUUUUUAAGGCGUACUAGAUUUUUUGAUCACAUUCAUGUUGUGUGUUUUUUGCAUCCCCAUUUGAGUGAUGUCAUAAAGCUGUGUAGUUUCAGAUGACAAAUGUACAUAACACAAACCAUUGUUGUGAAGUUACAGUGGGGGUAGGUCAUUUUGUAGUUCAAAAACAACGUCGUUUUUUUUCAUUUCCUGAGAACAGCUCUCGUCUGUGCUCAUCUACAGAAUUCAUCCCAUGUAGUUUCAGUCUGUCUCCUCCGACUAUUCAUCCUCUCUCCGCCCUCACAAGAGGAGGCGUUUGCCUGUGUAUACAUCAAUGUGCGGAUGUUUUUCAGCUUGGAAAAAAAAAAAAUGUGUGAGACUGUUUGAGUUUGUGUGUGUGUCUGUGUGUGCGUGUCUCAUUUGCUGUUGCCGCAGUGAAUGGGAAGCGGCAACCCUCUUUGGCAAAGAAGAGUGUUUCCCAUGCCUUAGCCCUUCAGCCUCUGCCCUGGCAGCCCCGUCUGUGUACAAGACGCUUUCUGCCAUUGUGCUUUUACAUGGAAUGGGUGCUGGCGUCGGAGAGACUACAACAGGGCCCUUCACGUUUCUCUCCCUUUUGAACGCCCCAGAAUCACUUGUCCCUACGAUAUACGUUGCUCCUGGGUACAGUUCAAGGAUUAGUGCAGCCCCUCCACCAAAUGCUAGAGUGGAUUGUUAGUUGGGGGGGGGGGCUAUCAUCGAUCCAGGUUCUGUGCACACAGGGCAAAGCCUCUCUUUGUCAGCGACGCCCUUGCUGACCAGCCACUUGUUAAUUUUUGUGCAACUGUCAUGUCCCAUCCCUCUUUGUGCUUGUAUAUCCUCCACCACACCACCUGCUGUCCUUGUCCCCCUCACCUUUGAACCCCGCUCCCACUUUGCCAUCAGUGGGGGAAUAUUUCCAACCUGCUCUUUUACAGUAUAUAAACAACAACAAAAAAAUUUGACAAAAAAAUAAUCUGUAUUUGUAUAUACACGUGUCUGAGCAACUAUGAGUAAUACAAUAAAACUGAAUUACAUUGCUUUGA